Brassica oleracea var. oleracea is the source of this 1436-nucleotide messenger RNA. Its product is annotated as reticulocalbin-2-like. The coding region runs from base 117 to 1256 and encodes 379 amino acids. Gene Ontology annotation, cellular component: endoplasmic reticulum. The transcript is spliced from 7 exons. Gene Ontology annotation, molecular function: calcium ion binding. Lineage: Eukaryota; Viridiplantae; Streptophyta; Magnoliopsida; Brassicales; Brassicaceae. The record is from RefSeq and is a predicted model, not a curated record.
AAAGGUCAAAUCUUUCGAAGGCUAAAAAUCAUAAAUGUAUUCAUAAAGACUCAAAAUCUUUUGAACAGAUCUAGCAUCUUCCACUCCACUUCCACUGUCUCAACUUGAUUUCAGACAUGGGUAAAGCUUCCGUGAUACUAUACAUCACUGUCGGGAUCCUCGUCCUCUUCCUCGUCUCUUACUCUCCCAAGAAGAAGAGCCACCACCACAACGGUGGUCACAACAGCCAACAUCACCGUCUCAAACUCCGCUCUUCUUUCAAUUUCAAACCCACGCGCCACGAUCCAAUCCCUUUUGAUCCUCUCGUUGCUGACAUGGAGCGCCGUCGCGAGGAUAAGGAGUGGGAAAGGCAGUACAUUGAGCAUUCUCACCCCGAGCUAGCGCAUGAUCCAGCGCCUGGUCACGAGUCGCAGCCUGAGUGGGAGGAGUUCAUGGAUGCUGAGGAUUACUUGAAUGAUGAGGAGAAGUUCAAUGUUACCGAUAGGUUGAUAUCUUUGUUUCCAAAGAUUGAUGUGUCUCCUCUUGAUGGGUAUGUGAGUGAGAGUGAGUUGAUUGAAUGGAAUGUGCAGUCUUCUGCCAAGGAGGUCAUGCACAGGAGUCAAAGAGACAUGGAUGUUCAUGAUAGAAACAAGGAUGGUUUUGUUUCUUUCUCUGAGUAUGAACCUCCUUCUUGGGGCCGCGACUCGGGUAACUAUUCCUUUGGGUAUGACAUUGGUUGGUGGAAGGAGGAGCAUUUUAGUGCAUCUGAUGCAAAUGGUGAUGGUCUGCUGAAUUUAACUGAGUUCAACGACUUUCUUCAUCCUGCUGAUACCAAGAAUCCUAAGUUGCUGCUAUGGUUAUGCAAGGAGGAAGUAAGAGAAAGAGAUUCAGAUAAGGAUGGCAAGAUCGGCUUCGAUGAGUUUUUCCACGGUCUCUUUGACGCUGUGAGGAGCUACGAAGAAGACAAUCACAAUGCCACGCAUCCUUAUCAUGACUUGCCUGAAGGCCCAGCAAAGCAGUUGUUUGCUCAGCUUGACAAAGAUGGUGACGGGUACUUAUCAGACGUUGAAUUGCUUCCCGUUAUCAGUAAAAUCCAUCCUACUGAGCGUUAUUACGCAAAAGAACAAGGUGAUUAUAUUAUAUCAAAGGCGGAUUCAGACAAAGAUGGACGUUUGACUUUGGCAGAGAUGAUUGAGCAUCCUUACGUUUUCUAUAGUGCCAUCUUUGACGAAUAUGACACUGAUGAUGACUAUGGCCUCCAUGAUGAGUUUCGUUAGUGUCAUUCCAUGAUGAGUAAGCUGUUGGGCCUAAUUAUUAAGCCUAAUGGCUCAAAUAAUAUAUGGCAAAAUGUGAAAAUGAAAUGGGCUUAUGGGUUCUUACAAAAAGCCUUGUUGGCUUUAAUGAAAUGAAGUUAACAACAUCCCACAUUGGUUGGGAGAGUUGAUUUUGAGGAGUAU